CUCCACAGCCUGACGAGACAGUCAGCGGGACUUCGGCCGAGACUUUAAAGCGCCAUUUUGUGGUCAUUUUGCCGCUCAUGCGCAUCUGAGAGACAUCUCUCUCUGAGUGAAACCGACUGUGAGCGAAGCCAGCUGUGAGUGAAGCCACAGCGGCCAUUCCCAUGUCGUCGGUUCCGCUCCAUGUUGCCGUGGUGUCCUCAAGCAACCAUAACCGGAGCAUGGAGGCGCACUGGGUCCUGAGCAAACAAGGGUUCAAUGUGAAGUCCUUUGGAACCAAGGGCUUUGUGAGGCUACCUGGGCCCACACCUGACAAGCCGAACAUUUAUGAUUUCCAAACAAUGUAUGAAAAAAUAUACCGUGACCUGCUGAAGAAAGAUAGAGCCUUCUAUACCCAGAAUGGCAUUUUACACAUGCUGGAUAGAAACCGGAGAAUCAAGUCUGGCCCUGAACAGUUCCAGAGCAGCAAUGACCUCUUCAAUGUGAUCUUCACAUGUGAGGAGCAAGUCUAUGACCAGGUGGUGGAACACCUGAAUGCCAGGGAACAGAUGGUGUGUCAGCUGGUGCACGUGAUCAAUGUGAACAUCCCUGACAGCUACGAAGAAGCCACCCACGGGGCCUUCCUCAUCUCUGAGCUCUGCCACAGUAUUCAGGAAAUGGAAGAUGUGGAUGACGAGAUAGCAGAGCUGCUGCAGAAGUUCGAGGUAAAGACUGGCAAGACCUUCCUGCACACCGUGUGCUUCUACUGAGGAGGACUGCUCCCAUCCUCUGAUGCUGCCUGAAGUGGUCCUUCAUUAAUGUUGGUUCCUGAGAUUGCUUCUGCGUUUAAGAACAGUUAAGCUGCUACAUAAACUCUGCUGACGAAGUAAGUUGUAUGACUGCCGGGUUUAAAAAGCAGCAGGAUGUUUGAAAAGUUGAAUAUUGAUUCGUUUUUCUCUUUAAAAAUAUUUUAUUGUUAAUUUCCAAACAGCUCAUGUUUCCCUAUGCCUUUAAUUCCCUUCUGCCCUAACUAUAAAAAUAUCUAAACAAACUAACAGAGGGGGGAAGAUGUGGGAUUUUCAAAUACAUGUUCUUGCUUGUUCAAAAACAACAACAAAAAUUCUGCUUAAAUCGAGCUUCAG
Molecule: messenger RNA, 1118 nt
Organism: Mesocricetus auratus (golden hamster)
Lineage: Eukaryota; Metazoa; Chordata; Mammalia; Rodentia; Cricetidae
Product: RNA polymerase II subunit A C-terminal domain phosphatase SSU72-like
Exons: 1
Coding region: 162-746 (194 amino acids)
Biological process (GO): termination of RNA polymerase II transcription
Cellular component (GO): nucleus; mRNA cleavage and polyadenylation specificity factor complex
Molecular function (GO): RNA polymerase II CTD heptapeptide repeat phosphatase activity
Source: RefSeq, a predicted model, not a curated record